Molecule: messenger RNA, 1524 nt
Organism: Arctia plantaginis
Lineage: Eukaryota; Metazoa; Arthropoda; Insecta; Lepidoptera; Erebidae
Source: the annotation of a GenBank genome assembly
AUGCAGGAGGAAACUACAAAUUAUGCAACAUUUGACGGAUUGAGACCUCAUUUUGACGCAUUGGCUAGAGUAGGCUAUUUUAAAAUCGUGCCGAAACCAUUGUCCCGUUUAAAACAGUCUCUACAUAAUGCAUAUCGGUUGCUCUCAUUUAGUUUUGUCAUAUUGUAUAAUGUUCAGCAUCUUAUACGAGUUAUACUGGUCCGCCACAGUACGGAACAAAUUGUUGAUACUCUGUUCAUUUUGCUUACUACUCUAAAUACCCUAGGAAAGGAAGCUGCUUUUAAUCUGAGAAGCCAUCGUAUAGAUAAUAUUAUCAAUGAUAUUAACGGAUCCUACUUUAUAGCAAGCAAGCCGUACCAUGUAAAAACUUUAAAAGCUAACGCCGUGACGAUGGCCGGUCUUCUGAAAUUGUAUCACAUGGCUGUAGUGAUUUGUGGCUUUAUGUGGGCUCUAUUCCCCCUUGUGAAUAGGGCUCUGGGUGAAGAUGUACAGUUUACUGGAUACAUUCCCUUUGAUGCUACGGAGACACCGCGAUUUGAACUCACAUUAAUUUACAUGAGCUUAUCAAUCGUUUUCCAAGCUUAUGGAAAUGUCACAAUGGAUUGCACAAUUGUGGCAUUCUACGCGCAAGCCAAGACACAAAUACAGAUACUGCGAUAUAAUCUAGAACAACUGGUGGUAUUUGACGACGUUAAAAUAAACAAAAUGAGCGAGUUUAUAAAUCAGUCAAUAUACUGCAGCAGUUGGUUGUCGUUAUCGCCACGCUUCCGUCGUCAGCUGCUCAUCAUGAUGCAAUGUUGUUCCCGAUCAAUAGCCCCCCGGAUUGCUUACCUCAUACCAAUGUCAUUGGAAACUUAUAUCGCGUCGAGCGAGUGGUCAGCGGCGCCCGGGGCCGGCGAGCGCGGGCGCAGGGCUGCGGCACGCGCGGGCCCGCGGCAUGCGCACGCGCCGAUGAUAUUUACGGGCGGGGGGGCGCGCCGCCGCACCUCGCCCGCGCCGCGACCUGUGCGCCCGCCCGCCUCGCGACUCCAUGCCGACUAUUGGUUGCCGGGCGGGGGUUGCGGCGAGGGAGGUGAGGGCGCCGUACGCCGCUCCCGUGGCAAGCGUAUUACACAGCGAAGAGGUGCUAUUAAACACCAUAAGAUUCACGAGGUAAACGGUCAUCGCUUCGUGGCGAAGUUCUUCCGUCAACCAACAUUCUGUGCGUUCUGCAAGGAGUUCUUGUGGGGCUUUGGAAAACAGGGCUACAGCUGCUCUGUGUGCCAGACGGCGGUCCACAAGAGAUGCCAUCACAAGCUUCUAGGGAAAUGUACCGGAUCGUCUGCGUAUUCUGAAUCCACUGUGUACCUCCGGGAGCGGUUCAAAGUGGACGUACCGCACAGGUUUCGUCCGCACCAGUUCAUGUCGCCCACCUUUUGUGACCACUGUGGGGCUAUGUUAUAUGGCUUCUUCAAACAAGAGCUCAAGUGUCAAGGUAUGAUUUAUAUUAUUCCACUUCAAAGUAAAAAGAUGUAUUUAAUUUAG